Histoplasma capsulatum G186AR is the source of this 1428-nucleotide messenger RNA. RefSeq lists its product as uncharacterized. Lineage: Eukaryota; Fungi; Ascomycota; Eurotiomycetes; Onygenales; Ajellomycetaceae. The transcript has 2 exons. The record is from RefSeq and is a predicted model, not a curated record. Bases 1 to 1428 code for a protein of 475 amino acids.
AUGACUUUCCCUCCCUCUGCGGCGGCGGAAUCACCCUCAACCCAUGGUUUAGCACGCUCCAGCGCCCAAGUUCCCGGUAUCACUGAUGACACUAUCAAUAUCAACGAUAAGCGCUCCUCAAUAACAGGCCCUAGCCGUCGACGGCUGCAUCCACCACCACCACCACCACCGAGAAUCUAUACACACUUUGCCCACUACAACACCUUCUUGCUACCAGACGACUCCUCGCUUCCCCACAAGCCGCGCCAUCGUCGCCGGCAUUCUCCGAGGCAUCGUGACCUAAACCACCCGCACUCUCACUCCAACGCUCACUCCUUCCCCCACCUCCAGCUGCACCCUCAUCUUCACCAUCGGCAGGAGGGGCAGCAGCAGCAACAGCACCAACAACAACUUGACUCUAGUUUGUUAGACGAAUACCCUAAUCGCAACAAACCUGCCACGUCUUCAGAACUGAAGAAAGAGAAGAGCACAUAUCGCCAUAAACGCCAUGGGUCACGGGGUGGCCGCUUUCCAAAAACUGUGCGGAAUCAUGCGAGUAUGAGUUUACGACCUGGGAAGCACGCGAAUAGGGAUAAGGGCUCUCGCGUGAACGGUGUGGGGGAACCUGGCGUGGUAGACACUGCUGUUGCGGCACAACAUUCUGAGACGAAUGGGCUGGAGACGAGCGAUAGUGGUAGCAGUUCUCUUGAGGAAAAGCUCCCGUUUAGGAGACGGAGGGAGAAUGUCACCAUGGCGGAAGUGAGGAGGGAGAGGAGACGGAGGAUGGAGGAGGAGGAAUCAAACCGUGCCGCGCUCACAACCCUCUCUGCCCUCUCCACUACCAUAACCCGCCGCCUCGACACAACCUACUACACCCUCCUCGAGAAAAUUGCCAGCCUCCACUCAGCGAUCUACUCCUUCCAUACCCUCUCCACAGCAGCCUUCUCUCUCCAUUCAGACUUCACCCGAGAAACCGACAAUCUGUCCCGUGCCACCACAACACAAAUCGACGAGUUCCACUCUGCCUUCACUCACCAGAUCAAACGCAUCGAUGCCCUCGAGAUGCGCAUGCGAGCUGGCGCGGAGAAGGCGGAGGCGCUGAACAGGCGCAUGGAAGUUGUGCGCGGCAAGAUUGAGGCAUGGGAUCGACGGGAGGGAGAGUGGCAGAGGCGGGUUACGACGCGGCUAAGGAUUUUUUGGACAAUAGUUGGGACGGCUGUGGUUGUGCUUGUCGUUGCGUGGGUGGUUCAGCAAUUGAAACCCGUUGAGAGCUCCAUGGGUAAAGGGAUCGGGAUUGGAGAUAUGGAUACAGGGAUAGGUCUGUCUGCAGCGAAUUUGACGUGUGAGCUGGGUGGGCAGGGUCUUCGGGAUGGAAAGGCUGUUUGGGAGAGUAGGUCGUUUGAGACGAGUGGUGAGGAUACCUGUUCGAGGCAGUCGCUUCAGGAAUGA